AGAGUACAAGUCUCCCCGCCGUUGACAAGAGGACCAAGUGCCUUUAUACCAGAGAAUGAAGUUAUGCAAGCAAAUGGUUUGAAUGAACGUACUAAUCUUCUUGUGGAAGAGUACUCUACGUCUGGUCGCCUGGACAACAUCACGCAGGUCAUGAGUAUCCACACUCAGUACCUGGAGUCUUUCCUCCGCAGCCAGUUCUAUAUGCUGCGCAUGGACGGGCCCCUUCCUUUGCCCUAUAGGCACUACAUUGCUAUAAUGGCUGCUGCCAGACAUCAGUGUUCCUACCUAAUAAAUAUGCACGUUGAUGAGUUUUUGAAGACUGGCGGGAUUGCAGAUUGGUUGAAUGGUUUAGAAUACAUUCCCCAAAGACUGAAAAAUCUGAAUGAAAUAAACAAACUCCUUGCACACCGGCCCUGGCUGAUCACAAAAGACCACAUUCAGAAACUUGUCAAGACUGGGGAAAAUAAUUGGUCUCUUCCUGAACUGGUGCAUGCUGUUGUCCUGUUGGCACAUUAUCAUGCCUUGGCAAGUUUUGUAUUUGGUAGUGGCAUUAAUCCAGAGAGAGAUCCGGAUACAUCUAAUGGAGUCAGACUUAUAGCAGUCAACAACUUCUGUGUCUGUGAUCUUGCCAAUGACAACAACAUAGAAAAUGCAUCCCUCACAAGUAGCAACUUUGGGAUUGCAGAUUCUUUAAGUGAGCUGGAGGCCUUAAUGGAAAGGAUGAAGAGGCUACAAGAAGAUAAAGAGGACGACGAAGCCUCUCAGGAAGAAAUGGCAACUCGCUUUGAAAAGGAGAAGAAGGAGAGUCUGCUAGUUAUUAGUGGAGGUAUUUUUCAUUCAUUAAAAUAUUCCCAUUUUGCUGUUUUAUUCACAGCAUUUGAUGAUGAAAUAGUUUCUACGGAUGUCUCCCGCUAUAUUGAAGAUCCUGGAUUUGGGUACAAAGACUUUGCAAGGCGAGGAGAAGACCAUCUGCCAACGUUCAGAGCUCAGGACUAUACUUGGGAAAAUCAUGGUUUUUCCCUUGUAAACAGGCUUUAUUCUGAUAUUGGGCAUCUCCUGGAUGAGAAGUUUCGGAUGGUAUAUAACCUUACCUAUAACACUAUGGCAACACAUGAAGAUGUUGAUACAACUACGCUAAGAAGAGCUUUAUUUAACUAUGUCCACUGUAUGUAUGGAAUCAGGUAUGAUGACUAUGAUUAUGGAGAAGUUAAUCAGUUACUUGAACGCAGCCUGAAGGUUUACAUAAAGACAGUGACCUGCUAUCCGGAGAGAACUACCAAGCGCAUGUACGACAGUUACUGGCGUCAGUUCAAGCACUCGGAGAAGGUUCAUGUCAAUCUACUUCUAAUGGAAGCUCGUAUGCAAGCCGAACUUCUGUAUGCCCUUCGUGCCAUAACUCGUCACUUAACCUGAAACAUUGGCUGGGUAGGAGUAAGGAGUUUUUACUGAAUUAGUGGAGUCCAGCAGGAGAUGGGUUCUGCCUGUCCUGAGAACGUCCCACCACGUCGUGACUCGUGACAGAGACGCGCGGGCUGCGUUGCAUUGAAUUGCCCACUGGAUUCUUCUGUGUCUCCUGGAGACUGCUCGCCAGUCACUGUCUUACUACAGCAAUUGCAGGUGAUGCGAGAUGUGGGUGCAAACAUCGAGCACACUUUAAUGUGAAAUUAAUCAUGGUAAAUCCUACAGCAUGCUACUGAAGUGCAAAAUUCAUCUGCUUUGUCAUGCCCCUUCCCAAGAGAAGAGGCUUCGCAAUUUGCCAUUUCAGCCACACCUCUGUGUUUCAAUCAUGCAUAAUCUUGUUUUACUUGCAGUCACCCUCAGUUUUCCUUCCAGUAUCCAUGCUCAUCACAUGUUGCCAUUUGUUUAGUUGGCACCUAUAAAGUUAAUACACAGGCUGACCAAAAAUAGGGUUGUGGGUUUUUUUGCACUCUCUUCUUUCUC
Mesitornis unicolor (brown roatelo) is the source of this 1941-nucleotide messenger RNA. It is a transcript of the gene SESN3, whose product is annotated as sestrin 3. The record is from RefSeq and is a predicted model, not a curated record. The coding region runs from base 64 to 1413 and encodes 449 amino acids. The transcript has 11 exons. Gene Ontology annotation, cellular component: nucleus. Gene Ontology annotation, biological process: positive regulation of macroautophagy; regulation of response to reactive oxygen species; negative regulation of TORC1 signaling. Gene Ontology annotation, molecular function: L-leucine binding; oxidoreductase activity, acting on peroxide as acceptor. NCBI's taxonomy places the organism in Eukaryota, Metazoa, Chordata, Aves, Mesitornithiformes, Mesitornithidae.